UCGUAUCAUCUGCAAUUAUCAUCUUGUUUAGAAGAUCUCCCCUCAAUCACACGUCUUUAUCCGCUUGCUCAUUAUCGUGAUCUAUCCGUACUACUAUUCAUGAUUAUCGCACCGAUACAUACACAGUAUAAGUCAACUAUUCCAUUAGCAUUCACUUGCUCGUCAUGGAAAACUUGGAAGAUUUCCUCAACAGUCUCGCGCGUGUUUCCGAGGAAGAAAUACUUCCCGAAGAAACCAGCCUGACAAGCACAAACGCUUUGCUCUACUAUCUACCAUGGGGUUUCACCAUCUACCGAACCCAUUACGGAGAAGAUUCUGAUGAGCAUUGGACAGCACUCGUUCAGAUGAUACGCGCUGAUGUCAAGAGCCAGAUUUUGGACAAACGCGAAGAAGACCCUCUGGCACAGCAAUUGCUGUCACUUUUUACUCUUGAUGCGCGCUCCGACGCCAGCAAAUAUGAUGGCUUGAGCAUGGAUGAGCUGCGCAUCGCAUUCCGGGACAAAAUCGGUGGCGAACCCAUGAAUGCAGAUAGGCGAGAACACCGCGUUGCUUUGCUAGUCGACCAAGACGUUAUCGAUGCGCAGCGAGCCAUGGUGGGAGUUGCCAGGAAUCAACCGUGGGUGAAGUGCGUUGAAAUCGAUUAUGUUGCCAGCGAGCAUGAGCCUAGACAUUGGCGCCUGCCACGGCAAACGUACUUUGGGUGGAUGAAACUGGACGCGAGAAACAUACCUCAGUUUUGGGAUCAGCUGACUGUACAGUGGAUGUUUGAAUUUGCACCCCAAGGCGGUGGUUAUUUUUUUUCUGCGGGUUCAAUAUGGGAUUAUUAG
Molecule: messenger RNA, 827 nt
Organism: Periconia digitata
Lineage: Eukaryota; Fungi; Ascomycota; Dothideomycetes; Pleosporales; Periconiaceae
Source: the annotation of a GenBank genome assembly